Molecule: messenger RNA, 1534 nt
Organism: Schistosoma rodhaini
Lineage: Eukaryota; Metazoa; Platyhelminthes; Trematoda; Strigeidida; Schistosomatidae
Source: the annotation of a GenBank genome assembly
CAACUUUUUGAGUUCAGGGUCAUUAUGUGAUACAAAAUAUAAAACUUUGAGUGUACAUAAUACGAUAUGCAAACAAUUCAGCCUACUGAGAAUCAAACUCUAAAAAUUGAACUCAAUCAGAACAAUGGGAAAUUCAUCAGAAUCAGUAUCUCUGAACAAAGAAAUAAUAAGUUCAAGUUUGUGUUAUGUAAAUGAAACAAUUGAUGGGUUAUCAUAUGCCCCAGCUAAAUUUAUUUGCAAUGACAGAUCGCUAACGAAUAUCGAUGCACUGAAGGGAUUCAUAUUUCUGCGCUAUAUUAACAUAGGAUUCAAUCGUAUAACUAAUUUAAGACCAUUAUAUGGCUUAGCCAAUCUCAUUGUAUUAAGAGCAUCAUAUAAUGAAAUAGAAGAAUUUCCUUGUGGAAAUUGGCCUACGUUAACACAUUUAGAUUUAAGAAAUAAUCGUAUUAAAAGGCUAACAACUGUAAAUUACCCAAGAUUAUUGGUUCUAUUCCUUGACAAUAAUCAGUUACGUAAAUUGACCAGUCAAACUGAUGGGUCAUGUUAUUUAAGUGAUUAUAGUGUACCGAAAUUGCAUACUCUCGGAUUAUCACACAAUUUAAUUGAGGUAGAAGAUACUUUAAUAAAUGAUUCCAAUAUCAAUAUAGCAAUUGGAUUAGAAUUGAAAAAUUUAAAAGCAUUAUAUCUUGGUUACAACAAAUUAAUUAGUUUUGGAAAUUAUAAAUUAAAAAGUGAAAAUGUACAAAAUUCACUAAAUGAAUUAAAAUACAAUACUGAUAAUCAAAAAGAGCAAAGUUAUAAUCACAAUUCCCUAAUUGGAUAUCUCCCAAAUUUAUCUGUUUUACACAUAAGAAGUAGUGGAUUAAUCAAUCUGGAUGGAAUAACACCUGAAUGUUUACCAAGAUUAGAGUAUUUAAAUGUUAGAGAAAAUCAAAUCGGCAGUUUAGAAGAAAUAAAAAAGCUAACCAGCCUCCAGCGUUUACGUACAGUGAUUUUAACAGAUAAUCCAGUUUAUGAUGUCAAAGAUUACCGAUUAGAAGUUCGCGUUUGUCUGGUCAAUUUAAGGCGACUUGAUAAAGAUAUCUAUACGAUGGAAGAAAAUGAAGAGGCGGAUGAAUUAGCUAUUCAAAGAAUGCAACCAACCUGAUUUUUCAGACGUAAGUUAUUCAAAAAGUUGGGAUAUGAUUAAAGGCUGGUAAACCUUACGUACAUAAACCAUAAUGCUUACUCCUACAGUACUGUUAUAACCUGACAUGUUCACAUGGCCGCAAACCCUACACUGUUAUCAAAGCAUUUAAAAGUAUGGGAAAGACCCGAACUUUAUUAACACAAAGAAUGAGACAAGUACGCUACACAGAGGACAAGAUAAGUCGCGACACGUCUAGUAUUAGUGUCUAUUGAACAAUCUAAAGAAUGUCAUACGUGUUACACUUAACUGACAACACAAAAUGUGAUCUCAGGUUAAUGACAAACACUAUCUCCCUUAUUUAUUUAUUUCAACACAUAAAUGUUGGUACAAUGAAGCACCAGAUAA